Messenger RNA from Orbicella faveolata, 3226 nucleotides. RefSeq names its product potassium voltage-gated channel subfamily A member 1-like. Gene Ontology annotation, molecular function: delayed rectifier potassium channel activity. Lineage: Eukaryota; Metazoa; Cnidaria; Anthozoa; Scleractinia; Merulinidae. Gene Ontology annotation, biological process: protein homooligomerization; potassium ion transmembrane transport; action potential. The record is from RefSeq and is a predicted model, not a curated record. Gene Ontology annotation, cellular component: membrane; voltage-gated potassium channel complex.
GCAGCUGCAUUCAAGCUAAGAGUGACUGUCAAGACCAUUUUAACUUAUAAACAAGGCCUUGCGUACCAUUUGAAAAUGGCGAAUCGUUGACGAGAAAUCGAACUUUGGGCACCGCAAAAAGUGGGUCACAAUUGACGUGAUGAAUGCGGCGGCAAACAAAUUUCUACAGGUACAAUCGGGGUUUGUUUUUAUCCAUAAAUUACAAGCUUCGAAAGUGGCUUGCUCAGUGGGUUUCGUAAAUUCCUUCGCCGAGACAACGAACAUGAAUGUAUAAAAUGGACGAGCGUGUUGUGAUCAACGUCAGCGGGAUGACAUUUGAAACGAAAGAAAAAACGCUUCGUCGUUUUCCAGACACUCUUCUCGGUAGCCCCUCGAGAAGGAAACAAUAUUACAAUCCUACCGUUCAGGAAUAUUUCUUUAAUCGCCACAGAGUGGCUUUCGAAUCGAUUCUAUUUUAUUACCAAUCAGGUGGUAGGCUCAUAUGGCCUGACGACAUUCCAGCCAGCGUGUUUACGGAGGAAGUUGAGUUUUUUCAACUGGGAGAGCAAGCUCUGAAGAGUGUAGCAAAAUGCUUGUAUCAAGAUCGACGGCGUCAGCGUGUUAUUCCCCAAUGGACAUUUCAAACUCGAGUGUGGAACUUGUUCGAACAUCCCGAUACAUCCAAUUUUGCACGAGUCAUUUCCUUGUUUUCUAUAUUCAUGAUUGCCACAUCAGUCAUAAUAUCUUGCCUCGAAACUUUGCCUAGCUUUAGAGGAGCCAAAGAAUGCGACCCUAAAGUGAAUGUCAGAUGCAACGACACAACAGCCCAGAAAGACGGAGAAAACGUAAUGCUGACCUGCAAUACGGCCGAGUUGAGCGAGGAACUGGAAAACUGUACCUACAAGACCUUGGAAGUUUUUAUAGUUCUGGAAACUAUUUGUUACUCCUGGUUCUUAAUUGAAUAUCUGGUGCGCUUCGCAUCGGCUCCGAACCGUUUCCAUUUCCUUCUAUCGCCUCUAAACUUUGUAGAUCUCCUAGCCAUUAUACCGUUUUUCACCAUUUUAAUCGGAGGGAAUCGUCGCCUGGUAUCUCUGGCAGUUCUCCGAAUCGCGCGACUUCUACGAAUAUUUCGCAUUUUGAAACUAACCCGUUACUCGCGCGGAUUAAAAGUAAUGAUGUUUACCGUUCGCGAGAGCCUAAGCGAGCUAGAAAUGAUGAUGUUAUUUAUGUUUAUGAUAAUUAUUCUGUCCUCGAGUGCGGUGUUCUACACAGAUCUAGGAAUGGACGGAAGUCACUUUUCCAGCAUUCCCGACGCAUUCUGGUGGAGUUUAACAACUGUAAGUACAGUGGGCUACGGCGAUUAUUACCCGAUAACUGGGUUUGGAAAAGUUGUUGGCGGUAUCUGCGCGGUCUUUGGUGUGUUAGCGUUUUCUUUGCCGGUCAUGGCCUUCGCGAAAAAUUUUAACGCUUAUCUGAAGGGUGAACCGAUUCGAAAACACAUCGAAAAUACGAGACGAUCUCCCACGAAAAGAAUAACUAGUGACUUAUCUGGUUAAUGUUAAAAAAAUUCCUCGUCUGUACGCUAAAUGAAGAAAACCCUCUUCUACUUUUUAAUGUAUUAAAAUUCAAUUCAAGUCUUAUCGAGUGAAAUUCUUCAGUUGUGCCGAAUGUCUAGUAUUGCCACAGUAAAUUGUGAAUUCUUGAAAGCAUUUCCGAAGAUAGAAUAGUAUGAAUCUUUGCGUGGGUUGACCGCGAGAUAAAAUUCACAAUGCUUUAUCGAUGGAAAUAACUUUUUCGCCGCUAUCAGUCCUUAAUUAUUCUUCUAUUCCGUGCAGAUCUUUUUCACUAGCGCAUCAUUAUCCUCGUCUUUUAGAUAUCAAAAAAAGUCCGCCACUGAGACAUCUUUAAAAUCUGUUAACUUCAUUUUGCUUGCUUUGUGUAGUUCUUUUAUCAUAAUAACCUGCUCCCGUUUCAAUAAGCAACAUUUCAAGUGUCGCUCCACGAUAUACAUAACGGUUUCCAAAACAACUCUCAGGAAAAAAAGGUUUCGUCUGCAAUUGGACUCAAAAAGACACAUUGUUAUAACAAAAGAAAAUUGGCGACGGUAGUCCUGACAACUUCUUUUGCCUAGCAAUCUUGGAGCCUCUAUUUAUACUCAAAUUAAACCACUGCUAACAAGCGAGCUCAGGGUACUGACAAGAUGGUAAUUCUUCAUAAAAUUAAUUGCUGACUUUUAAUGACUCAUCGGAAAGCAAGAUAUUGAAUAGAACAUUUGUAUUACAUUGUAGGAGAAACUCAUUGGGAUUGCUCGUUAAUGCCAGACUGAAAACUCCGUUUAACGAAGAAAACGAUAAAUAAGUUAAAACUUUAAUGUGUGUUCCAUGUAGGAAGCCUUCAGCUCGAGCACGGACGAAGCUAGACGACUUUGAGAGCACUUUACUACUUACCUGCUCCAAGUUCUCACUGAUGAUAAAAUAUGCAUGUUCAAGAAUAAGUCCGUAUUUUAUGGCGUCAACCUUUGUUUAACCUUGAGGCGUUUUAGCCAAUCACAAGUAAAAUACGAGGAGCAUAUUAUGAAUUUUGAAUUUAGAGGUCUUCGACUCUUUAUGCCUGGAGAAAGGAUUAAGUUAGAAUGAUAUUCCUCUGCAAGAGCUUUGGCGGUGAUACUGAAACAGAUCGGCAUCUGUAGACACCCACGGCGUCGUAUGAAUAUCAUUUUAUCACGUUGCGACAAACAUAUUCUGGAAUAAUCACAGUUUGUACUUUUGCAAUUAAAUCUUAAUAUUCAAGUUCUGUCUGACGCGGUGAUAAAAUACCGCAAUUUCUAUAUCUCGUAAUAAAUACCAAGGAGAAAGCUGUUGGAAACAACCACAUUUUAAUUUUUAGCUUAUUAAAGUCAAACGACUAUAUUACGGCUUAGACCACCUAAAAUAUUGCAUAAGCAGUUCAAUUUUGGACCAUUUAGAGUUGCCCAUUGUUUUACGUUGUACAGCGUGAAGUUGAAAAUUAUCUUCCCAGUUUGCUUUCGACACUUUUUCCGCUUCCUAUCACGAUUUCUAAAUGAAGAAUAAUUUACGGAUAUUGUGUAGUUCUUUUUCAGUUAUUUAGUCGUGCAAUAACACUCUUAUUGACCAAGCUUGCCCCUGGGACCGUGGGAUAGUGAGAGAAUAUCAACCCUCGGUAUUUUCGAUUUUUCUGAUCUGUGGACUUCAGUGGAGUCCAUUCGCGUUGUCAAGACCCGAGAAAU